Rhagoletis pomonella (apple maggot) is the source of this 1961-nucleotide messenger RNA. Its product is annotated as copper homeostasis protein cutC homolog. NCBI's taxonomy places the organism in Eukaryota, Metazoa, Arthropoda, Insecta, Diptera, Tephritidae. The record is from RefSeq and is a predicted model, not a curated record. The transcript has 2 exons. The coding region runs from base 105 to 875 and encodes 256 amino acids. Gene Ontology annotation, molecular function: copper ion binding.
UUUUUCCUGCAACUUCCUGCAAGUUCGUGUAAAAUCCUGUGAUAUAUAUAUUUUGAAAUUAAUACAGACCCUGGAUUAAACUAAAAGGAAAACUCGUAGUUUCAAUGUCUACACACGAUAUAAAAUUGGAAGUUUGUGUCGACUCAAUCGGAUCAGCACUAGCUGCAGCGGAAGGUGGGGCGGCACGUAUUGAACUCUGUUCGGCGUUAACAGAAGGCGGCCUAACACCAUCUCCUGGUUCGUUGAAGACGAUUAAAAAGCUCAUUAGCAUACCCAUUUACUGUAUGCUACGGCCGAGGCGCGGUAAUGACUUCACCUACUCAAACUCAGAAAUGGAAGUAGUGCUUUUGGAUUUGGAACUACUGCGUGCAAAUGGCGCUGAUGGUUUUGUCUUUGGUGCCCUCACCGACCAACGUACAAUCGAUGUGGAAAAAUGUCAUCGUGUAAUAGAACGUGCUGCAGGCAUGCCAGUCACAUUUCAUCGAGCAUUCGAUCUCACCAAUCCGCAAUUGAUGCAUGAAACAGUCACUAUAAUAAAGGAGCUGGGUUUUAAGCGUUUACUUAGUAGCGGCUUUCGUGCGACUGCUAUCGAGGGAAGUGAAAAUCUUGCACAAUUAAUUGCCAAACAUCGUGACAUCGUCAUAAUGCCAGGUGCAGGUAUUAGUGUAAGCAAUCUGGAUGAAUUAUUGACGGUUACAAAAUGUAUAGAAUUUCAUGCCUCAGCACAGUCUGUGGCAGGUGCACCUUCAAGUAAUGGCGGCGUGGCGCGCAUGGAUUGCGAUGUCACGAUGGGUAAGCAAGAUAUAGAGCCAUAUACCACCACGGAUGUUCAUGUUGUGCGUCAAAUGGUAAGCAUUGCAAUGGCGGCAAAGUGAAUAUGGUAUCAAAGCGCUGCAAAAACUAAUAGUAUACGAUUUAGCUGGUAAAUUGCAUGCAUAUGUAUUUAAAGAAUAUAAAAAUAAAAUAUUUUAAAUUUUAAGAGAAGUAGAAAUUUAGAUCUGAAAUUUUCCGUUAAGCGCAAUAAAUAUGUAUGUACUUGAAACGUUAUAUGAAAAACGUUAAUUAAGCUGGACCAAACAAUUUUUAAUAACUAUACCUGUUUUUAUGCAAUGUGGUAACAUUAUGGAUGUAAAUAAAUUACUUAAUUCUGCAAUAAAUUUAACUUUCAAUAAUUGUAUUUAUUUAUUUACUUGUACAUACAUAUAUGCAAUACAUUUUACCAAUACUUUUAUUAAAUUGAACGGAACUAAUCACUGCAAUUCAAAAUUAUACCCGAAGAUAAUUUAGUUAGGCCUUCUUAAGUAAAGCCGUUCUAAGAGGCCUACAAUUUACGCUAUUGCAAAAAUUUAUAUUUGGCAUUACAAAUGAAUUUCAAUAAACAUUUUAAGUUGCAAUAACACAUAUUAGAUAUGAACCUUAAGCAAAUAUUUCAAAUAUAUGUAUGUAUGAUUUUUAUAAAUUAAAGAAGCAACUUUAAAAGAACUCCUCUAAAAACCAUCUGAAAUACGGCCUAUAAAAGCCCUUCUGGAGGGCCUUCCAUGGGUAGCGAAAGAAGGCCUUCAACACUCCCGCACACUGCCACUCCAUACAAAAAAAAAGGAAUGUAGAGUGGAAGACCUAUUGACUCUCAGGAAGGCCUCUCGGAAGAACUUUUAACUGCUGAAAUUAUAUACUGGGAUAUUUCCUAUCCCUCAAACGUAUGUAUGUACAUCAUAUGUAUAUAAAAUAUCCAUUUACUUGAAUAUGUAUUUAAUAAAUGUUCUUUUAUCUUAUAUGAAGAGUAAAUAGAAUGAUUAAUACGUUUAUUGUAUUGUAGUAAGAACACACUUUCACGUAAUGUACACAUAAUACAUUUAAAUUGGAAAAGUUAACGCUAAAAAUAGUUCCCUUUGACUGGAGUUUUAACUAUGUAGUUGUUUUAUAAUUAAAUAGAAAAUAUUAACAAUAACAAUCGACACAUA